AUGUCAACUGCUGGCCCGAAGUGCGUGAAUGCUUUUCCGAAAAGGGCACUUUGCAAGUUCGUGGACAGCCUUACCUCGCGCGUGAUCCCCACUCUCGAUGGCACGAAGCGGCUCACUAUCGGCGUAUACCAAAUAUACCAGAAAUUCCAUCGCGACCUGCCGGCGACGAAGCAAUACGCGUACGGCACGAGUCAGAAGACGGCGUCGUACCCCGGCCCCACCAUCGUGGCGCGGGUGGGCAUCGACACGACGGUGACGUGGGAGAACCACCUGCUCGACAACACACACAUGUUCACCGUCGAUCGCACCGUCAUGAUGGGCGUCAAACUCCCCAAGAAGGGCAUCCCCAUCGGUAAGAGCGCUCUUAACCGUAAAACAUUCCCCCAUUGGUACCUCCCGAACGGCACCCUGAUCGACAACACGCACAUGUUCACCGUCGAUCGCACCGUCAUGAUGGGCGUCAAACUCUUUAAGAAGGGCAUCCCCAUCGGUAAAGAGCAUAUCUCAUGA
Molecule: messenger RNA, 510 nt
Organism: Closterium sp. Yama58-4
Lineage: Eukaryota; Viridiplantae; Streptophyta; Zygnematophyceae; Desmidiales; Closteriaceae
Source: the annotation of a GenBank genome assembly